GGUUCACGAAAACUUGAUCGACGUCGCAGUUUGCUGUGCCCCCGGGUGCCACACAACGUGGGACACCGUUCACCUCUCACCAGGUGUUUCCAUCGACACGGUCCUAACACGGUCCAAAAUGCACAAAGGCUGUUCAGCUCGUCGUUCGCGGAGGGGAACUUGGCAGACACGAGAAGGUGGGAGAGGUUUGCAUGCACGAUUGCACGAUGUCGAAAUGAGGGGUGAGGGAAUGCAAGGCAUCCACGGCUAUGGUUCUGUUUGCCUCAUAUGCCAGCCUUUCUAGUGACCUGUCCCUGGGCUUGGCCGAUCUGCUCGCCAGCCCCAGCACCCGUGGGCUUCCGGCAGUCCUUCGAAACCUUACACUGAGCAAUCUACUUGUCGAAAACAACUGCGCAACGGCUUCACGAGUGCUCGCCGGUAACCAACAUGCCAUAUCCGAGGCCAAUGGAUAUCUUCCCGCCUUGCCAUUCAUGGGCGUCUACUCGUUGCUUCAGGAUUGUGCGCCGGCCUCGGUGGAUGUCUCGAAUCUCACAUAUGGCCAAGCGAUCGACUGGUUCGUCCGUCAGCAACAGUCUGAUCCAAAUGGUGCCUUGUCGCUACUGGAAGAUUUGAGGGACUCGAAGGAAUGCCAUAUCGACUUUUGCAACAACCUGCAGUGGGAGGGUAAUCCUGAUCUUUCAGGGAUCGGUGUCUACAUCGUCUACCUUCUUCAAGCUGCCGUCACAGCCGUCUUCCUGCUUUCCCACGUCGUCUUCUACAUCCAAGAUCGACUCUAUUCUCGACAACAUCCCGAAAGGGCCGGCAAGCCCCGUCCAAGGACCAUUCGCAAAGCGUUCGACCAAUGCCUUGAGGCCUUCUGGAUAUCGACAUACAUCUUCACAUUCGCCCUCGAUAUUGCCUCCCUCGCUCUCAACGUCGUCAACAAGGGGCAGGGGUCCGUUUACUCGGGCUACUUUAGCUUCUUGGGUGUACUGAUCUCCGUUGCGGUCCUCAUCUGCCUUUAUCCCUGGUUUCCCGGCCGGCGAAAGUACCCAGUUCUUACCUUUGCGAGCAUCUUUAUCCUCUUCGUCUUUAUGGCGAUUACGAGCUUUACCUUUUUCACUCUGGAAGACCACCUGUCCUAUUUUGAGGAGUUCUGCCUGAAAAGGGAUUGUCGGUCCACACACCAGAUCGAACAUCUCCUCAAUGUUACCCCUUGGGUUGUAGCAGGAAUAACUGUCUUCUGGGGGAUUGUCAUAUGGUUCAUUCACAUACUACGGAAACGGGACUCGGACGUCUUGAAUGACUACAAGGUUGCUUCGGUCAUCCAUACACUGGGUGGCUUGCUUGUCGCGGCAAGUUUUGGCGUGAUGUGGACUGCGCUUUUCUACUUUAUCCAUCUUCGGACACGCACCGCGGGACUAGCCGGAGAUUCCUAUUCUGAAAAUGAAUGGGGGUUUGGACAGAUCUUGGCCUUGGUUGCCAUGAUGCCGCUGUUUGUGCAGUUCUUUGCCAUAUGCUUGGGUGAGUGUUACUGUCCGGGUAUCUGCCAUCCGGUUCGCAUACCAACGCUAACGUUGAUGUCUCCAGUCAAUAUCUUGGAACGAUAUAGCUCCCAACAUCCAAAGUGGCACAAGCUCGUCAGUCCCACCGACCAGUCCGAGAAACGAAGAACCUGGCCAAUCCGAUCCCCGUCCGAAUCCUCCGAUACAUUUGCCAUCUUGAAACGGCCGACCCUACCAACGGUGGACGAAAAGCUUGAGGAAGAGUACGAUAGGGACAAUGCUGCCCAGCCGAGAACAUACGCGACGAUUCAACAGAUGGACGUGAUGUACAUGGGGGAUGAUAAGCUGGGAGCCAUGAUGUAUGGUCGGGAUUUGGUAUAGAUUGAUGGAUCGAGUGGGGUGCUGGGAUUGUAUACAGCAAGUGUAUGUUUUCCUCUGAAGCGUACAGCGGAGCAUUAUAUCAAGCCGCAUCUUCCCAGAUCCCAAUAUGAUAUUUACCAUUACAGAAAUCAUAUACAGAU
Neurospora tetraspora is the source of this 2005-nucleotide messenger RNA. RefSeq lists its product as uncharacterized. Lineage: Eukaryota; Fungi; Ascomycota; Sordariomycetes; Sordariales; Sordariaceae. The transcript has 3 exons. The record is from RefSeq and is a predicted model, not a curated record. Bases 249 to 1865 code for a protein of 538 amino acids.